Messenger RNA from Heterotrigona itama, 3087 nucleotides. NCBI's taxonomy places the organism in Eukaryota, Metazoa, Arthropoda, Insecta, Hymenoptera, Apidae. The record is from the annotation of a GenBank genome assembly.
UACGAUCCUUGAAAGCCGGGAUGAAAUCAAUAGGAAGCUCACGCGAACUCUCCGUCUUAAUAUAAAUUCAUUCGCACGCGAAAUUUCACGGAGUAUCGCGCUGGAGGGAAGCAUCGGGGCCCCGCGAGGGCAAACACGAUGAAGAACGCGAGGAUACGGUUUUAAUGCCGCGUAUGUCGCGUUUCAAUAAGGAUACCAAGAAUAUCAGAUCAUCCCCUCCAGUGCGUCGUUCACCGCCAGUAAAAUCUCAGACGGUCAAAGUCCAUGAUAUGAGAUAGUGAUUCCCGUUUGAAAACGCUCAGCAAUUAGCGACAAUGGCUGUGAUUCACAUAAGAAAAGUGCGAUACUUAGUGUCAUGCUGUUGGGGUGUGUCGUAAGGCAGGCAGAAAGUAUAAGAAAUUUAAGUUUGUUUGCGCGAAUAAAUGACAAAAUUUGAUAAGCAACUAUCAAGCGAUGAUAGGGCUCGUUAUACUUUUAACGUUAACGAAAGUGAUCGGAGGUUCGUUACCUCCAGACGACGCCGACAAUGUGUUGCAUAUCGGUGGAAUUUUUCCGAUAGCGGGCGAAGGUGGAUGGCAAGGUGGCCAGGCUUGCAUGCCAGCGGUGAACUUGGCUUUAGACGAUGUUAACCAUGAGAAAAAUUUGCUACCUGGAUUCAUACUGAAGCUUCACUCAAAUGACAGUGAGUGUGAACCGGGACUCGGUGCCUCAGUGAUGUACAAUUUAUUAUAUUAUAAACCACACAAGUUGAUGUUGUUAGCCGGAUGUAGUACCGUCUGUACGACUGUCGCUGAGGCAGCGAAAAUGUGGAAUCUAGUGGUGUUAUGUUACGGUGCAUCUUCGCCUGCAUUAUCGGAUCGAAAUCGGUUCCCGACGCUUUUUAGAACACACCCGUCAGCCACAGUGCACAAUCCCACGAGAAUCAAAUUGUUACAAAAAUUUGGUUGGUCUCGAGUGGCAAUCUUGCAGCAAGCCGAAGAAGUGUUCAUAUCUACUGUAGAAGAUUUAGAGGCACGUUGCAAGGAGGCAGGGAUAGAAAUAGUCACACGUCAGAGUUUCUUGUCCGAGCCGACAGACGCGGUGAGAAAUCUGCGUCGCCAGGAUGCUAGGAUCAUCGUUGGUUUGUUUUACGUUGUGGCUGCGAGAAGAGUCCUUUGCGAAUUGUAUCAUCAAAAGCUGUACGGUAAAAGCUACGUAUGGUUCUUCAUCGGUUGGUACGAGGAUAAUUGGUUCGAAGUGAAUUUGGACAAGGAGGGAAUCACCUGCACGAAAGAACAAAUGAGACUCGCUGCCGAAGGACACUUGACGACAGAAGCUCUCAUGUGGAAUCAGAAUAAUGACACGACAAUUAGCGGAAUGACUUCCGAGGAUUUCAGACAGAGAUUAAAUAAAAUGCUGAAGGAGGAUGGAUACGACAUCGAUAACAAUCGCUACCCUGAAGGAUAUCAAGAGGCGCCUUUGGCAUACGACGCUGUUUGGUCGGUGGCAUUAGCUUUUAACAAGACAAUGGAAAAGCUGAGUAAGCAAGGGAAGAGUCUAAAGAAUUUCACCUACACCGACAAGGAGAUAGCAGACGAAAUUUACUCGGCGAUCAAUUCCACUCAGUUUCUAGGAGUAUCUGGUUUCGUUGCAUUUAGUUCACAAGGUGACAGAAUCGCAUUGACCCAAAUCGAGCAAGUGAUCGAUGGAAAGUAUGUUAAGUUGGGAUAUUACGAUACACAAAGUGACAAUCUGACUUGGAGAAACAUGGAAAGAUGGAUUGGUGGUAAAGUACCUCAAGAUAGGACUAUCAUAAGAACUGUUCUGCGCACGGUCUCGUUGCCUUUGUUUAUUUGCAUGGGGACCAUAUCCUCGGUGGGAAUCAUAAUAGCUUUGGGACUGAUCAUUUUUAAUAUAUGGAACAGGCACAGAAGAGUUAUAAUGUCGUCACAUCCUGUGUGUAAUACAAUAAUGCUGGUCGGGGUGAUAGCAUGUUUUGUGUCGGUGUUUCUAUUCGGAAUCGACGGUAGAUUCAUUGCACCGUGGCAAUAUCCAGCGAUCUGCCAAGCUAGGGCCUGGAUGCUAUCCACAGGAUUCACUCUUGCUUUCGGCGCGAUGUUUAGUAAAGUGUGGCGGGUCCACAGACUUACGACAAAAACGAAAGCCGACCAAGCGAAAUUGUUCAUGGCUAAACAAAAAGUUUCGUCCAUACAGAAGAAAAUUCAACCGUGGAAGCUGUACACGAUGGUAAGCGGACUAUUGGCGAUGGAUAUAUUAAUAUUAGUCUUGUGGCAAGUGCUCGAUCCUUUAGAAAGAAAAAUAGAGACCUUCCCACUAGAGUCACCUCCGUUUGGCGAUGACGAUGCAAGAAUUAGACCCGAAUUAGAACAUUGUGAGAGCAUACACACUAUACGCAAUAACAUUUGGCUCGGUUUUAUUUGCAGCUGGAAAGGGCUAAUUCUGGUGUUCGGAUUAUUUUGGGCGUACGAAACAAGGAGCAUCAAAGUUAAACAGAUCAAUGAUUCUAGAUACGUCGGGAUGGCGAUAUACAAUGUGGUUGUCCUCUGUUUGAUCACAGCUCCGGUGACGAUGGUGAUUGCCAGCCAGCAAGACGCUAGUUUCGCUUUCGUUGCACUCGCCAUUAUUUUCUGCUGUUUUUUAAGUAUGGCGCUAAUUUUUGUGCCUAAAGUAAUCGAAGUGAUUAGGCAUCCAAAAGACAAGGCUGAAUCUAAAUACAAUCCGGACGUGGGUAUGUCGAAGGAAGACGAAGAAAAAUAUCAGAAGCUUCUCAGCGAGAACGACGAGCUUCAGAAACUCAUUGCCGCGAAAGAAGAGAAGAUCAAACUUUUAAAACAGACGUUGGCCGAGCGAGAUGCAUUGAAAGGUGGCAGUGGAAACGUACCGAAGGAUUCGUUGAUAGUCGCCGAUUUUGUAACCGGCGAGGGGACUUCAGAUAGCGCAAUCGGUUGGCUGAACGAACGAGCCCCGUCGAUUAGGAUGACAAAAGCAAUACGAGCAUAUGAAUGUACGAACGAGCUAAAAGCUCAUGGCAAAACGCUCUGUUUCUCUCUCACUUCUAAAACUAGAAUUAAAUGUACACAUGCGUGA